UGUCCUUUGCAAGGAUGAGCUUGAUUCUGAGGCUUUAGACAUCUUCUCUCAAAUGAGGAACAAAGGCAUUUCACCUAAUGUUGUCACUUACAGAGGCCUAAUUCGUGGUCUUUGCAAUUUAGGCAAAAUAAAUCAAGCUCUUGCCUUGCUAAAUGAAAUGGUGGGGCAGAAUAUAUCACCAGAUGCUUAUAUCUUCAAUAUAUUGAUCAACAAUCUUUUCAAGGAAGGAAUGGUUUCAAAGGCUCAAGGCAUUUUCGAUAUGAUGCUUGAAUGGGGCAUAAAGCCUGAUUUGGUCACUUAUAAUUCAUUGAUGUGUGGAUAUUGUCUGCAUUGCCAAAUGGAUGAAGCUAGAAAAGUAUUUGAUCAGAUGGUAAGCAAUGGCAUAGCUGAUGUCAUCAGCUACAGCAGCUUGAUUAAUGGAUAUUGCAAGAGCAAAAUGAUUGAUGAAGCGAUGAAACUUUUUAAUGAAAUGCCUCAAAAAGGUUUAGUUCCUAACUCUGUUACGUAUAGUACUCUUAUAAAGGGAUUGUGGGAAGCAGGGAGGCCUCGUACUGCACUAGAUUUUUUCAAGAACAUGUGCUCUUAUGGUCAGCAGCCAGAUAUAAUAACUUUUUCAAUUUUGCUCGAUGGCUUGUGCAAACAGGGAGAUGUUGAUGAGGCUCUUACCAUAUUCAAAGCGAUGGAAAAGAGUCAAUUGAAGCCUAAUCGUGUGACCUAUAAUAUUCUUAUCAAUGGCAUGUGCUAGGUUGGGAAGCUUAAUGAUGCUAAGGAACUAUUUUCUAAGCUUUUCGAAAAAGGUUUGUGGCCUGAUAUUUGUACAUAUACUACAAUAAUAAAAGGAUUUUGCCAAAAAGGGUUGCUAGAUGAAGCAUACAAGGUAUUUAGAGGAAUCGAAGAGGGUGGAUGUUUAUUAGACGCUUAUUGUUAUAAUGUGAUUAUUCAAGGGUUUCUUAGGCAUGAGGAUGUACUAAAAGCAUUGCAACUUAUUGAUGAGAUGGUUGAUAAGGAUGUACCAAUAAACAAAGGAUUUUGCCAAAAAGGGUUGCUAGAUGAAGCAUACAAGGCAUUUAGAGGAAUCGAGAGGGUGGAUGUUUAUUAGACGCUUAUUGUUAUAAUGUGAUUAUUCAAGGGUUUCUCAGUCAUAAGGAUGUACUAAAAGCAUUGCAACUUAUUGAUGAGAUGGUUGAUAAGGAUGUACCAAUAAACAAAGGAUUUUGCCAAAAAGGGUUGCCAGACGAAGCAUACAAGGUAUUUAGAGGAAUCGAAGAGGGUGGAUGUUUAUUAGAUGCUUAUUGUUAUAAUGUGAUUAUUCAAGGGUCUCUCAGGCAUAAGGAUGUACCAAAAGCAUUGCAACUUAUUGAUGAGAUGGUUGAUAAGGGAUUCUUUGCA
Hevea brasiliensis (rubber tree) is the source of this 1389-nucleotide messenger RNA. RefSeq names its product pentatricopeptide repeat-containing protein At1g62930, chloroplastic-like. Gene Ontology annotation, molecular function: protein binding. The record is from RefSeq and is a predicted model, not a curated record. The transcript has a single exon. Lineage: Eukaryota; Viridiplantae; Streptophyta; Magnoliopsida; Malpighiales; Euphorbiaceae. Bases 53 to 745 code for a protein of 230 amino acids.